AUACAAAUUCCUUAUUAAAAAGUAGAUGAAGCUUUUGAGAUUGAAGGAAAAAAUAUUUAUAUAGUUAGCUUCCUUGAGGUUCCACAGUCGUGGGCGAGCGGCGCUUGCGCCAGUUACUCGCACGCCAUCUUUACUUCGCCACUCAUGAAAAUUCUCAGAGUUUCCGAUUAUGCGGUGGUUGAAACGUCGACGCUGAGGGAGGCGGACUUGAAGGAAAUACAGCAGGAACCCUAACAGUGGUUGCUCAUUAUGCGUGUGGGGGGAAACAUUGCGUGAGUGAGGAGUGCGUGAGCGAGCAUGUCCCCGCCUGACGGUCCUGCCGCCAUGCAGACAAAUUCCUGAGACAACAUUGAUGGUCGAGGCGCGAACACAGGCGGCCAGUUGUUGUGGUGGACGGUGCUUUCUGGCUCUGACCUCUACAAACACACUCGUUGUUACUUGUUUCUAGUCUGGUGUAAAGCCAACGUCUCGCAAAGAUGACUGCCGAAAAGCAGAUUUGUUUAGGUAUAUGCGUGUGUCAAAUGGUGGCCAUCUUGUCAGGGGUAUCGCUACUUUACCUGACAGUUAUCGUCAUUAUUCCUUCGAAAGAUGAACUGGCAAUGGGCUUUAAAAUGACGCCCAUAAUGUGCACGACGGUAGAAGCUAAAGACUUAGCCUCGGGGAACAAGAAACUGCCUUGUAAUUGGUCGACGUGCGGCGAGUGGUGCCUGUCCAAGGGCUCUGGCACAUGCAUGCAGAUCAACGUCAUGGUACGUAACAACGGGUCAAAAGUCAACUUUCGGGACUGCGUUGAUAUAUCUGACGACGCCUGCUCGGCGCUCGACGUCAAUGUAACCCACAUUAGGUACUGUAAGAGAGGACAGUGUAAAGAUCUAACCGGCCUCUACUACUGUACUAAAGAUGGUGAAAACGAGUGCAGAAACAUCACACCUGCAUUUAUGUGUCACAGUCGUAAAGUAGAUCGAAAUCCAGUCCAGUGCAAUGAGGAAAAGUGCGAAGACAGGCUUAACGGGGUAUAUUCCUGUAAGGCCGGCAAGUGCCACCACCUGAAAGAGAUCAACAAGUAUUGGCGCGACUGUGAACGGAAAUGCACGAAACUUGAAAUGCGAGAACGGAAUGUUAUAAUUUUUAGUCGGGAAAGACUAGUGGCCACGGCUUGCUCGUCCAUGGACUCCCCAGACAACAGUACCUUCAACACCACAUCCAGUAUCGAGUCCGUCAGCAACAGUCAGGAGUGGCGUGACAAAAAGGUGGCGCUCCUUAUCUUCUGUUCGUACGUGGAGAAAGUGACAGGCAAGACAACCUACGACCUCCUGUCUGCGGACUGUUUCAACGCCACAUUAGGGAGCGCGGAAGACCUGCAGGGCCUGAAAGACUACAUGAUGCUCUUGCAGCUGCAUCAGAACCUGGGCAACCGCUCGGAGUGGGUCAUCCCACCGGAACACACGCUACGCGUUAUGAACAACACCCAGCUACGCAUAAACCCUGAGGGCUGCGUCAACACCUUGCGUAAGGAAUGCACAGCCUUCUUUGAGACGCACGCCCACGACGGCUUCGACGGCAUGACCCCGGAUCGCUACCCCUGCUACAUCACCGACAAGAGCCAGAACUUCGUCAUCGGCAAAUUCGACCCGCAAAGGACCACCACCAUCCUGCUAGUGGCGACCAUCCUGCCAGGAUGCCUCUUCGUGCUGGCGUGCAGUUGUCUCUUCAUUUGCUCCAAAUCGGUAGGAGUGGACGACGAGGGCCACCUGAGGGUGACACUACUCCAGGGAGGGGCCGCAGGAGGUAACGCAAGCGAUCUGUGAGCCCACUCCUUGUCUCUGGCUCAUCAAAAAGAGUGACUACUGGAUGGCGGGGCUGUCGGACAAGGUGGAGGAUGAGCCUGCUGGUGCGUCGCUACCCAGGGCAACCACACCGGUUCAAACUACAGUUUAAUCGUGAUUUCAGUUACCAGAGGCUAUCAUUCCCAGUAAUGAUGAUUAUCCUAUCUUUAGCCCCAAAAUAAGGGCACCUUCAGUCCUGGAAUUAUGAGGUCAUCUUCAGCCCCAGUAUGAAGUCAGCAUCAGUAUUAGGUCACCUUCAGCAUCAGUAUGAGAUCGCCUUCAGCCCCAGUAUGAGAUCGCCUUCAGCCCCAGUAUGAGAUCACCUUUAGCCCUAAGCAUGAAGUCACCUUGAGCCCCAGUAUGAGGUUACCUUGAGCCCCAGUCUGAGGUCACCUUCAGCCCCAGUACGAGGUCACCUUCAGCCCCAGCAUGAGGUCACCUUCAGCCCCAGCAUGAGGGUCACCUUCAGCCCCAGCAUGAGGUCACCUUCAGCCCCAGUAUGAGGUCACCUUCAGCCCCAGAAUAAUGAGGUUACCUUCUCACUUCACAUUACAUCUUAGCACCGCAAGCUUCAUAGAGAUUCCUCGAGUGAUUAUACUGGAAGCAGGCACCAAUGCAGCCUUUCUAAGCUAUCAUUACUAAAAACUGUCUUUGCUCUUCUAUUACAUGUUAUGAACUUAAUGGAAGAGACAGCUUCAGAUAUGCACUGCAUUUACCUAUGAUCAGCAACAAGUUUGAGAUAGAUUGACUUAGUCUGAACCUCUUCUGGAAAUAUUUAUUGUAGUUGUAAACAUCUAUAUAGUUAUUUUAUUUUACAGUAGAAGCAAAUGCACUAAUAAUUAAUCUGACUGCAGAUUUAUAUAUAGGAUGAUUGAAAUACAGUAUAUAUUAUUACUAUAAAUAUUAGUACAGUACUUCAAGACUUUAGUGCAGCAAACUUUCAAAUGUGAUAUUUGUCACAUAUUGAUUAAUAAAAGGAUUAUUAACACUUAAAAUGCAUUUGACUUUAUUAUAUAUCAGUUCAUAUUGCUAGAUAAUCAAUAUCUAUAAAAUUACAUUAUCAAAUAAUACCUGCACUCGGAAUAUUCUGCCUACUAAACACUAUGUUGAAAAUUAAUUAAAUUGUUUUAGAACUCAUUAAAUGUGUAAUCAAUUGUAAUAGAUUUUAUUAUAAAUUCAUGCACUCGAUUAUAAAAGUUCUAACUGGACAAUGGUACUACAGUACUUACAUAUGAAUGAAUGAGGCAAGGCAGGUCUCCAAAACAUACCGGCAGCAAACUAUUCAGCAGACUGCCACAUUUUGAUUAAGUUUUCUUACUUUACAAAAUAGAUGCAGUCCUGGAAUAACAUACAUAUUUUAUCCUAAGCAACACAUUUUAUUAUUAAAUUUUUUAAUAAAGUGAACAAAAUGUGUGUCUUUCAAUAGGGUUACAAGUGAUAUGUAUGAUAAGGCUAGCACCAACACGAAGCAUUAAUUUUGUACUAUUGUUCAUUAGGUAGUACAUUAUUGUACGUCUAAUAGAUUUUUGUUAACUUUCCAAGAAUUUGGAAAUAUUACAUUUCAAUAUGAAAAAUACUAUUGUGCUGUACUAUAUACACUAUUGUUACAUUUUAUGGGCAUGUCACAUAUCACUUGUCACACCAUAUGCAUUCUAAAGCCAAUUGUAUCUACUUAACUGUUAUGUAAGAUAGUAAAUCUACUUGUAUUUUAGGUAAAACUUGCCUAAAGUUUUUAUGUAAAGUAUGGAAACAAAAUUAUGAUUUAACUUCUGCCAUCCAAAAUUGCUGUCCUGUUCCAAAUAGAAAAAGUAAUCAAUGACAAAUAGAUAGAGAUGCCAAGGUAGCUACAGUACAAGUGAAUAUUUAACUCUUAUUCUAUCAUGUACCAUACUGGCAAGCCUUCCAACUGAACCUUAAAAUACUAUAAAUUCUGGUGGAUUGAUAUAAGCCCCACAAAACCAGACUACCCUUCCAUCAUGGUUAUGCGAGACACACACACAACCAACCUAUCAUCCUAUCAUGGUUAUGCAAGUCACACACAACCAGGCUACCUUCCCUUCAUAGUUACAUCUUUAUCAGUGAGAAAGUUUGACUGUUAAGUUUUGUAAACAUUAAUUCUAGUGUUGUAUCAUGUUGUUAUUAUAAUUAGUUAAAAUGUUACUGUACUUAUUUUUUCUACAUACUGUAUACCUUAUUCAAUGUUGUAUUCUAAAAAUGGCAAAGUUCAACGAGGGAAAUGCAAUGGUACAGCCUCGAGAUUUUAGCAUCCACAUUAAGUAUAUCGUGACAUAUGAUAAGUACCUGAGUUCUGGUGUGUGGAUACGUUAUGGCAGCUCCAUCGUAUAUAGCACACAAGCUUUCCAAUACAGAUAAGGCUGAGACUAGUUAUGAGGGAAGGAAAGACCUAAGUGAUGGUGCCAUAACUUACCUUCAGCGACAGUUACAGAUAAUUUUUGGGAAAAUAGCUGGACUCGGGAAAGUGCCAGCACACAUUGUCAAAAGAAUAUGCUGGAGCAUACUGCCAUUUUGUCGACAAAUUUUAAUUAUUGUUGCAAUAUCAUGGCUUUACAAACUUUGUCCAUUUGAACUGGGCACUACAAACAAAUUCAUAUGCACAACUUACAGUUUUCUCAUUUAAAUUAUAUGAAUGGGUAUAAACAAGUGUUACACCUUAUUCAUUAAACAUUUUCAAUUGUGUCAUUUAUCAGUUGUGUGAGAACUGUGAAAAAAUGGAGGGAGCUUUACAUGUUAUAAACACAUUAGAAAUUAAUAUAAAAAAUUAGCAGAUUAUUUAACUACUAUGGCAUUAAAGCUCCCUUCUGGUUACCUUUACUGUAUAUAUACAUAUAUUUUUUUCAUGCUUGUUCUAGCUCUGCAUGUAUAUAUAUAUGACAGUGCUAAAGUACUCAUAUACUGUUGACAAGUAUUGUAUUGUUAGGCAUCAGUUUAGUUAUAACUAGGACAUGCAGCAUACAAUGACCUGGUGCUAUUAAUGAAGAGAAUUUUAAUGCAGAAAUUUAUUAGAUAAAUUCAAUUUACCACUGUUAUAUAAUUCAUGAUAGGUUUAACAAAUUUAAAGGCUAUAAUCUGUCCAAAAUUAGUUGUAGCCAUUUAUAGAUUUGUUUUCCAAAAUGUUUAAGCGCUUUAUCUACCCAUUAUCUUAAAAUAUUAAACAGCACAAUUAUUAUAAUAAGAGAAAAUCUAAGUCACCAGGAUUUGUUGCUUGAUUGUGCAACAUUCUCAUCUGUAAUAACUUGCAUAUGCAUUCAGAAUACAUCUGCACAAUAUUUGUGCUUGUUGAUGCUUACAUUUCUACACAAAGUUUGCAAUAAACAUUGCUCAACA
Messenger RNA from Procambarus clarkii (red swamp crayfish), 5171 nucleotides. RefSeq lists its product as uncharacterized. Gene Ontology annotation, cellular component: plasma membrane. Lineage: Eukaryota; Metazoa; Arthropoda; Malacostraca; Decapoda; Cambaridae. The record is from RefSeq and is a predicted model, not a curated record. Gene Ontology annotation, molecular function: sodium channel regulator activity. Gene Ontology annotation, biological process: regulation of sodium ion transport.